CUCUAGAUCUAUAAAAGCAGUUCAACAGAUUCAUUGUUAUCAUUAUUGUUGGCAAUCUCACUUGAAAAAGAUGACUGAAGAUCCUGAAAUCCUACAGGAAAUUCUUGUUUGAAAAAGUGAAGAAAGUCACUCAGUUUGACUGACUGUGUCAAAUCCUGUCUGAAGGUCCAGAACAACCACCUGAUGUCCAAUCAUCAGUCAUUAACAUCCUUAUCUAGUCUGGUGAAUAAAGUAAACAAGAGUUUGUGGAGUAAUGCAUGAAGUUUACAAAGGGAAACAUGAAGAUUUCCAAUGACCCCAUUCAUGGUUCAAUUGAGCUUCAUCCUCUGCUGGUGAAGAUUAUUGAUACUCCUCAAUUUCAGAGACUCCGUCAUAUUAAACAACUGGGAGCAGGAUACUGGGUCUAUCCUGGAGCAUCACAUAAUCGCUUUGAACACUCCAUCGGGGUGGCACAUUUAGCGGAACGUCUGGUUAAGAGAUUCCAAGAGAAACAGCCAGAGCUCAACAUCACCAAUCGAGACAGCUUGUGUGUCCAAAUUGCUGGACUGUGCCAUGAUUUAGGUCACGGUCCAUUCUCUCAUUUGUAUGAUAACAUGUUCAUCCCAGAAGCCCAGCCCGGCUCCAAGUGGAAGCAUGAGGAUGCCUCAUUUAAAAUGCUUGAGCACAUGGUAGAAGAGAAUAAACUAAGAGAUGAGAUGAAAAAGUAUGACAUGAAUCCAGAUGAAGACCUUAAGUUUAUUAAGGAACUGAUUCUUGGGGUGGAUACUUCAGCAGAAAAGUGGCCAGAGAAAAGAGCCAGGACAGAAGAUAAGUCUUUCCUGUACGAGAUUGUGUCAAAUAAACGGAACGGCAUUGAUGUGGACAAAUGGGACUAUUUUGCACGAGACUGUCAUCAUCUUGGCAUUUCUAAGAGCUUUGACCAUGAACGCCUGCUGAAGCUUACACGUGUGUGUAAGGUGAAAAUAAAAGAACUUCAAAAGCAAAAGGUGGAAACACAAGAAACUGACAAGGAAAGGCUGUUGAUUUGCUUCAGGGACAAGGAGGCAGAUAACAUUUACGACAUGUUUCGCACUCGAUACACUCUGCAUCGCCAGGCGUACCAGCACAAGACUGUCAAUAUAAUUGAAAUCAUGAUUAAAGAAGCCCUCUUAUUUGCCGAUGACCACUUCAAGAUCUCAGCAGCCAAAGACGACAUGCCCGAGUACACCAAACUCACAGAUGCUAUUUUUGAGACGAUCUUGCACAUUGACAUUGAUUCCCUCCAACUUGAUAACACUGAGAAAAAGAAACUUCAGGAUGCCAAAGACAAAGUGGAAAAAAUUGUCAAAAGAGACCUUCCAAAGUUUGUUGGCGAGGCCAGACUUCCAGAAAGAGAAAUGCCACCGUCCCUACAGAAUAUACUUAAGGACAACUGGGUUAAAGCCAUGGAAAAGGAGACAAAGGAAGAUGCUGUUAAUCCUGAUGAUUAUGUGGUGGAUGUGGUUCAAAUGGAUAUUGGCAUGAAGGGUAAAAACCCCACUGACAACGUGUUCUUCUACAGUAAGUGGAAUCCCAAUGAAGCAUUCAAGAUGGACAAGAAAAAGAUGUCCAGUUUCCUUCCCGAGCGAUUCUAUGAAAAGCUUGUGAGAGUGUACUAUCGCGGCGGCACUGAUGAUAUCCUAAAGACAGCUAAGGAGUGCUUUAAGAACUGGAGUGAAAACAACUUUGGACUCUAAUAAUGAGGAUACGUCCCCAGAAGAGCAAAACUCCUAAUGUGAAGAUCGGCAUCCUCAUGAUAGAAAUAUUCAUUUGAAGAAGCAACUGAAUGAAAGACACACUAGUGCUAACACCACAUAUCUUAGAUGUGUGUUUUAAGAUGAAUAGAUUGGAUUGGGUUCAUUAGAAUAUACUGUAGAUGUAUCAUCAUAUCAGCACAGCUUUAGUAAAGUGUGUUUAAUGCUUGAUUUAUAUAAUAGGGAAUAAUGUUGGGCUCAGGUGUGUUUUUCGAAUAGUACUGUGUGAUAUCUUGGGAUUUAAAAAAAGAAACUGCACCUAUUUCCUGUCCUGUUCUAUGAAAAGAAAUGAAAGUCUGUGAUUUGAGGGAAAGUAAAACAUUCCUUUUCUGUUGGUGGUUGUUUUCUUCUCAUUUGGCUAUUAAAUGUCUUUAAAGGGUUUUAGUCACAGUGAAAUGAAAUAAAGCUUCAUCCAU
Molecule: messenger RNA, 2188 nt
Organism: Xyrauchen texanus (razorback sucker)
Lineage: Eukaryota; Metazoa; Chordata; Actinopteri; Cypriniformes; Catostomidae
Product: deoxynucleoside triphosphate triphosphohydrolase SAMHD1-like
Exons: 16
Coding region: 258-1715 (485 amino acids)
Biological process (GO): dGTP catabolic process
Cellular component (GO): nucleus
Molecular function (GO): dGTPase activity
Source: RefSeq, a predicted model, not a curated record